AGGGCGCUGCUCCAUCGCCGCUCUUGCGGAAGAAAAGAGAGUCAGUCAGUACAUGCGCCGCUCGCCGUGCAGUCAGCUGGGUACUCGCUGACUGAAGAGCACGUACAGUAACUUCGGCUACACUUCAGUACAUGUGUCGAUGCUGGCCGAAAUAGUUAUGCCGGAAAAUCAACAUCACUGUGACUCUCAAACACGGAUACUAAAUUAGACACUCUCAUUGAGAAACAGCCAUGGAUUCAUUAAACAGAUAUUUUUUGGAACGACUGGGAAAGUAGGAAAUUUCUGUUUCUUUAAGACCGAAGUUUUUGUAUUGUUUUAAAAGCUAUUAUAACUGGUUUAACACAUUAGCUUUCGAAAUCAAAUGAAAUAUGUUUCUUAAAUUACUUCCUGAAUAACUGUACCAAUGUUACUUUAUUUUUAGUGGUUUAUGUAUUUUUCAAAACAGUUAUUUUCCCUUUUUAUCAAAUAAUUUUACAAAUUACUACAAGUACAUAUCUCCGUUACCAGUGAAAUGUAUAGUGUGUUUGAUAAGUUUGCAGAAGAAUGAGAAAAAUUAUCGAAUUAUGUUACAUGCAAAUAAAGGCAUAAAAUUUUAAGUUGAUUUUGAAGAAAAUAAUACAAACUAAUAUUAUUUGUGCAUUUAUGGAAAUUGAAUUGUGAACGGAAUGCUAUUUCAACAACAACUGAAGCCUGCGCAUAUCUGCUGGAUAUUAUGCUAAAAUUUGGCCCAGAACGUUAAGCAAAGUGAAAUACAUCACUAUUAAGUUUUAAAGUUUAACAAAAUUAUAAAUUUAAAUGAAAGUAAAAUAUAAAGCUUUUAUUCCAGCUGUCCAAUGACUGACUAUACGGUGUAAACAACUCCAAUAGUUUUACUGAAUAGUUUUACUGAAUUCAUAAUUCUAUGCUUUGAGCAAGUGUGACACAUAUAGAAUUGGUUCUGAUUGUUUUGGUAGCUAGCAAUUCUCAACAAGAAUCUCAAGGAUGUUUUUAAUCAACUAAUUAAAACGUUAUGGGAAAUAUUCAACAAAAAGAGAUAGAUUUAUUGGAACUGUACUUGCGAGAUCCAGCUUUACGACAUAAUGUUACUCAGUGUGUCAACGAGACAGAAAACUCUAAUUCUAGUGAGGAACAGGCAUGGGCCCGAUGCUUGGGUGAAUUCGUACCUGGGGCUCUUCUAAGCCGGCCCUAUCUUUUACCAUGGCAGGUGCAGGCUAUCUGGGCACUGCUGUUUGGGAUUAUGAUUUCGAUAGCUGUGGCUGGCAAUGCCAUCGUGGUCUGGAUCAUCUUGGCUCACAGGCGCAUGCGAACCAUCACCAAUCUUUUCUUGCUGAAUCUGGCUAUAGCGGAUUUCCUCCUGGCUAGUGGAAAUGCAGCUUUCAACUUUGUGUUCAUGCUGGAAAGUCACUGGCCUUUCGGAGAAGUCUUUUGCAUCGCGAGCAAUUUUCUCGCCAACCUAACAGUUUCGACGUCCGUCUUCACUAUCCUCGCCAUGAGCAUAGACAGGUAA
Molecule: messenger RNA, 1507 nt
Organism: Stegodyphus dumicola
Lineage: Eukaryota; Metazoa; Arthropoda; Arachnida; Araneae; Eresidae
Product: tachykinin-like peptides receptor 86C
Biological process (GO): G protein-coupled receptor signaling pathway
Cellular component (GO): plasma membrane
Molecular function (GO): neuropeptide Y receptor activity; tachykinin receptor activity
Source: RefSeq, a predicted model, not a curated record